AACCCAGUCGCUAGCAGUGUUAGCUGUGUGUCGCUGCUCAAUGAGCUGGGAGACUGCAUUGUAGCCGCAGUGCAGCUAAUGAGCUCAUUUGUAAUUGAACAACAAUGUCUUCAGUCGAGUGUUUGAGAGAGUUUGUCACCGAGCGACUGACUGCUGCUGCUGAAGAGAUAUUCGGAGUUUUUAUAAAAACUAUCGUCGAGUACGAAGAAGAGAUCAAUCGUCAGCGCAGACUGCUGGAUGUCUUCUGCAAACCUGAAGUCAAGUUACACAGGAUAGAGCUCCCACAGCAACAUGUCUUUGUGGAAGAGGCGGUUCCUGCUGACCAGCAGCUCUGUAACCAGGAGAGGAGCACCAGUCCGGACCAAGUGGACCCAGAGCCUCUACAGAUUAAAGAGGAAGAGGAGGAACUCUGCACCAGUCAGCAUGUAGAGCAGCUUGACCUAAAGCAAGAGACUGAUACAUUUAUGUUUACUUAUGAGGAAAGUGACUACAAUGAACCAGAACCAAAACAUGACCAGCAGCUCCUCUAUUACAGCUCUCAUGUAGCUGAGAGCCGAGAUGAGAAAGGAGGCAAUUAUGGAGCCUCAGGGUCAGAGCAAAACAGUCAACAUGAAGGUCACAGUAGCAAUGUUUACAACCUUAACAUGUCAGGGAUUGGACAUAACACUCACACAGCUCAAAAUUCUUUCAAAUGUGACACUUGUGGAAAAGAGUUUAGGCAUAACUCAAAACUGCAGAGACACGCGAGAGUCCACACAGGGGAGAAGCCGUAUUCCUGCAUAACAUGCGGGAAAGAUUUCAGAUUUAGCAGCGGCUUAAAAGUCCACAUGAGAACGCACACAGGAGAGAAACCGUACCUUUGCAAUACCUGUGGCAAAAGAUUCAGUGACAUGCCCGGAUUAAAAAAGCAUGUUAGAAUCCACACAGGAGAGAAGCCGUACCUUUGCAACACCUGCGGGAAAAGGUUCGGUGACAUGCCUGCUUUGAAAAAGCACAUAAGAAUCCACACAGGUGAGAAGCCGUAUUCCUGCAUAACAUGCGGGAAGGAUUUCAGAUUUAGCAGUGUCUUGAAAGUCCACAUGAGAACGCACACAGAUGAGAAGCCGUAUCUUUGCAAGACCUGCGGGAAAGGAUUCGGUGAGCUGGCGGGAUUGAAAAGGCAUAUAAGAAUCCACACAGGAGAGAAGCCCUAUUCCUGCAAAACAUGUGGGAAAGAUUUCCGAUUUGGCAGUUACUUGACAGUCCACAUAAGAAGAGCCCACACUGGCGAGAGGCCGUACCCUUGCAAGAUCUGUGGGAAAAGAUACUUUGACGCGUCUCAUUUGGCAAAACAUAUAAGAACACACAGCAAAGUAGCUUUGCAGUUGUAAAAUAUGUGGCACGUGAUUCAGUUCUAGUGUUUUGCGGUCAAAACACAGAAAACCUCUUGUAGGUGAUUGUACUGUGCAAAACAUUUUACUCAAAUCACACUUGAAAAAACACCCUAGGAUCAAUAUAAACGGGACGAGGGGGUCUCCUGUAGAGACGUUCCUGAGUGAAAUGGAGAGGAUUUCAGGGCAUAAAAAAAACUGGGAAAUUAAAGUCCCCUGAAAUAAAUCGUCAUCCUUUUUUACAUAUAAAAAAAUAUUCAUUUAUUGAAGUCUAGAUAGAUCGAUUCAUCGUUCAGUCGAUUAUUUUGCCUUUUUGGCAUCAAUCUACCGAUGCUGUAGAACAAUGUUAGCGUUCUCCUUUGUGAGUUUUUGGGAAGGUGGUGAAAAAAUUUAGUUUCCAGCCAUCUAUCCUGCUGUAAACCUUUGCUUAAAUGUCCUCAUCUUUUCUAAAUAUUAACACUUUUCUCACAUCCUAACUGAAAGCUAAUCUAAUCUAAACCCAUUACUGACUAGUGUUUUAUAUAUAUUUAAAAAUAUAAAUAUAAAUAUGAUGUUAUAAUAAUGUAGUUGAAUUAUGUCAUUAGACAUACUAUAACCCCGUUCUUCUUUAAAUAUAUUCACAUUCUGUAAUCUAUGGCAUUAACCAAUGUAUUUAUCUGUUUCAUUAAUAAAAAUUUAAUUUUAACAAGUUACUGACUAAGAUAACUAGGUUUAUUGUGCAUGGAAUGAUACAUGACUUUUCUUUGUUUUAAUAUCAGCAUUACAUAUCGGCCUUCAGUCGCACUGCUCUCUAAAUAUCAGCGUCGGCCAUUGAAAAACCCAUAUCCGUCGAACACUAAAGUAUAAUUAGCCAUUUAUAUGUUUAUUGCCUCAUUUAUUUAUAUCAUAUUUGUGUAUUUCAUAGCCAUAUUUUGCGUUUGUUUGCGUUCAGCUCAAGCUCAACUUGCUGAUUUUAAAGGUCCAGUUUGUAACAUUUAGGAGGAUCUAUUGGCAGAUAUUGAGCAUAAUAUUCAUAGGUAUGUUUUCAUUAGUGUAUAAUCAGCUGAAAAUAAGAAUUGUGUUUUACAAUGAGCCGUUUUUAUCUACGGAGGGAGUGGGUCCUCUUCCAUGGAGGCCGCCAUAUUGAACUGCCAUGUUUCUACCGUAGCCAAGAACGGACAAACCAAACACUGGCUUCGUUACCAUAGUUUCUCCUACACGCUUGGAAGGCUGAGCUGUAUUCAAAUGGGGGCAAUCUGCAACUUACUCUCAAGAUGCCACUGAAUCCUACACACUGGUCCUCUAAUAGAACAAUGGCCAAGUAUCAGGGACAAAAAAACUUGUCAUUUAUCAGAAAAGAAGCCUAUUAAGUAUGUAUGUAUUUAAAUACAUAAUACAGACAGAACUGUAUAAAAAGUAUAAAAACAUGAAAUAAUCUGCUCAAAAUGUAUCCUAAUCACCCAUUUUACACAAAUCAGUUGUAGUUACUGAGUUCACUGUUCGGGUUCAUUGUACAGUUUUAAAUAUAAUAUGAAAUAUCCAUAAAAUAUAGUCACUUCAUAGUCAGGGAUGGUCAGUUUAAUAAAUUACAGAAAAGGGUCCUUUAAGGAAAAAGGUUGGGAACCACUGACCUUGUGGCCACCAUUUGAACCAACACUUCUUCGUUCUCCGGCAGGAUGGGCUGUUGAGUUGGUGGUGUCCGAUGGCCUGCCAUACUUACAAGAUCCAAUGCUACCUUUGCAGUUCUGCAUACACCCGGUCUGUGCCGGGGUGAGGCAGAUGUUCAUCCAUGUCUUUGAUGCAGAAGGUGAUGAUUGAUUAGCGCUUUCAAUCCUGAUGAGUGCACUGAUGUCGCAUGCUCAGGCGUCUUUGGCCAGCGUUCAUCACUCUGCUUACGAAACAGGGCACCCUGACUCCAAUGACUAAGCUCUGCCAGAGCCAGGAGUGGCUUACCUCUGGUUAUGUUGUCAGCUGGGUUGUUCUGGGUGUCUACGCACUGCCAAGCCUGACGGUCGGUCAGCUCCUGUAUCUCUAAAAUGCAACAAAGACCUUAAAGCUGUAUGAGUCUGAUUGGAGCCACUCCAAUGCUGUGGUGCAACCAGAUGCCAGUGUUGUCUGCCGGAUUGUGAGUGUUGUAAGACUAAUGGACUACCACAGUUGGUUGAUUACUUGCCCACUGGCUUUGAUCGAACCCUCCUUCAGCCAACAGGAACCUUUCGAUUCACCAAAAAAAAAACUGGAUUCACAAAUGCCAGUUUGAAAGUUGUAAAUGUUGGGAAGAUUGUUUUUUGUGUAUUUACAGAUCUUUUUAUGUAUUUGUGGAAUGUGGAUUACACAUGUACACAUGAAUUGUCAAACUGUUUGUUCACUAUGUGUCAUUUCUCCAGGCUCAAAACCGCAAAACCAUUAUUAUAGGAAAAAAACAGCAUGUACAUUCAUAUAAAGUGUUAUAAAAAUGUGUAGAAUAAAUAUAAACGAUAAAUGAA
This is a messenger RNA of Dicentrarchus labrax (European seabass), 3835 nucleotides long. RefSeq names its product zinc finger protein 501-like. Bases 105 to 1370 code for a protein of 421 amino acids. The record is from RefSeq and is a predicted model, not a curated record. Gene Ontology annotation, molecular function: RNA polymerase II cis-regulatory region sequence-specific DNA binding; DNA-binding transcription factor activity, RNA polymerase II-specific. Gene Ontology annotation, cellular component: nucleus. The transcript is spliced from 2 exons. Lineage: Eukaryota; Metazoa; Chordata; Actinopteri; Moronidae. Gene Ontology annotation, biological process: regulation of transcription by RNA polymerase II; central nervous system development.